AUGAUGAAUUCAUUUCUAAAAAAUUGUGUAUCAUCAACAAUUAAGAAAUACGAAAAAAAGAGUAGAAGAUAUGAACUGCUCUACAAAUAUUGUUAUACCUUAAAAAGGGAAUUCUCAAAUAUUAAGACAAAUAAUAAUAAGAAAAGGAAAAAUUAUGACAGAAAUUUAAAUUUAAAUAUGCAUGUAAAUUCAAGGUAUGAAGAUGAACGAGAUAUUUACUUUAACAACAAACUAAUUGAAAAAAAAAUCGCUGAUAUACAAAUAAAGAAUAGCCAUAAUAAAUUAAUGUUUGAAUAUUUGCCUAUAGAAGGAAGAACAAAUAAUGUACCAAUAGGUUUCAAAAUAACUCAUUAUAUUUUUUUAGUUGCCCUUUCCAGUGGAGUAUUAUUAAUUCAUAUAUUGCCGGAAGUGAAUAAAGAAAGUUAUAUACGAGAUAUAUUAACAUUAGAAAUAUACUGUUGUUCUUGUUUUUUAGUGUUCAAUGGUGGGUUUAAUUCAUUUCUUCAACUAAUUCAGUAUGCAAUACCUCCCAAUAGGAAAUACAAAGGUUUACGUAAUAGUUUACGUUUUAUCUCUUCCUUAAUACCAUUAUUUUUUGGUUUAGUAUCAUCAUCCUUAUGUGAAAGUUUUCCAAAGGAUAGCAUAUUACUUUUAUGUGUAUCAUAUAUUACCUUACUCUUAAAUUACUAUUUUUUACAUAUAAAGUGCCUAAUACCCGCAUGGAUGUUUAAGGAACAUAAGAUCGUUAUAUCAGUUGUUAUUCUUAAUCUGCUCCUAUUACUAAUAAGUGAAGCACAAAUUUAUAGGGGAAGAAAAGUUAAAAUACAUGUUGAUGAUUAA
This is a messenger RNA of Plasmodium malariae, 840 nucleotides long. Its product is annotated as conserved Plasmodium protein, unknown function. The transcript has a single exon. NCBI's taxonomy places the organism in Eukaryota, Apicomplexa, Aconoidasida, Haemosporida, Plasmodiidae. The record is from RefSeq and is a predicted model, not a curated record. Bases 1 to 840 code for a protein of 279 amino acids.